UAAACUUUAAACACAAGUCAUGUGCACGGAAAUACUGUUCAACCAUUCAAGACAUUAAGGGGGUAAAACCGCAAAGCGCAAAUCCCUGCCAUUUCUACCGCAGCCUCCGCCUUGGAGCAUCGGCAGGUGACAUGCUGCUGUUAAUCUGAAGAUCAACAGACUCUAGCGGCCUGCGCAUAUGAUUAUAUAAUCAAACAAAGUCCGUUAAAAAACAUUAUAACACACAUAAUGAGACAUUCUGCAGUAAGCAGGGGCGUUUCACCGACAGGUGGCUCUUACUUUUAUGUAUAGUUGACGGAGCAUUUUCACUUUACACGACACUGUUCAACACUUAAUUCUGCUUCACUCUUUAACUAAACAACAGCGGAUGUCUUGAAAGACUCUUUCGCUAAAGAUUUUGAAGACAUCCGCGUUCUUGUGACUCGUAAAUACUAGGCUUCCUAUCAUUUGGUGCGGACUGCGUUCACACCAGAGAUGAACCCCUCCAGAGUUCACUUGCAAGCGGUCCGAGACCACCUCUUUUAGGCGGACCAGCAUCCGGUUGUUUAGUUCACUUCAGAGGUCUCGGGCUGCGUUCACACCGACCCAAACGAACCGCACCAAGCGGCUAAACGCACCAGGGUUCGAUUCAACUGGACUAUAUGUGUAUAAGGCUGAAAAAUAAAUACUGAAACAAAGAACUGUAAAUCAAGUUGCUGAAUUAAAUACCUGUAGCCUAAAUAAACAAAUACCAAAAUACUAUAUUUUAUGUUUAUUUUAUCCCGCGUUUAUUGUGCCCUUUUCAUAAAAUAACUGGCCCCAGCCUGGCCCCCCCAGUAAAAUUGGUCUAGAACCGCCACUGCUUGUGUGUGCACUUGCUCUGAAGAGAAUUCGUUUGCACAAUAUUCCCCCGUUAUUACGGUACUGUGGCGUUGUUGCCGUGACAACUAAAAUGUGUUAGUCCUCUCUUCCGUGUAUCGGGAACAAAAGCUGCACAUAACUAACAUUAAAAAGACUGUGUGAUAAAAACUACGAAAAACAACCAGUCUGUCUUUCAUAAGUGAGUCUUACAACGCUGUUCAAGCUACGGUGACACUUUUUUGGUUUUUACUACCGUUAGUAGGCUAUCUGACAUUGAAUACAAACAGCGUUAAAGAUGGAAGCCCCACUGGAAGACGAGCCUCUCGCCGGAGCCUUAGCGAGGAUCGAGGGAUACAAGCUAGCAGCCUCUGACUCAGCUCUCACCUUCCUGUCCAGCAUCGAGCCUGCAGAGCUGCUGAAGUGUGUGUUCCCAGACUCUCUGGUGACUGUGUCGGAGAGCGGCAGAGACCUGGGGAAGUUCAGUGUGACGGUGGAGUUUGCCCGUAGACACCAUCAGCCCUGUGUGCUUCUGCAUGCUCAGAGCCAGGGAGCCAUCGAUGACUCCCCCUGUGGCACAACAGUGACAGCCUACCUAACCACAGACCUGGAGGUGCUGGAGGAAGAUUUCCAUGAGUACAUUAAGCUGGAGGACCACAGUUUGGACAGGAGGUGUCACAUGGUGCUACAUGACGGACAGAUGGUGAUUGAUAAAGUUACCACUGUAGGAGGGGAGACGACAAAGGAGAGCAUUUGUUACCCCAUGUCUGCCCUUAGAGGGCUGGUUACAGAGGGGUCCAACUUUCUGCUGAUGCGCCUGAUCGCUCUUAGGAAGAGGGUGCCAGAAAACAUGACCUUCAUCUCCUUCAACCAUGGUCUACACAUCAUCCACAACACUUUUAGCAAGCUGGGUCUGAAGCAGCUGGAGGUUGGGGGUGAGACUGUGGAGGUAUUUGGGCUGGAGAGGAUCGUUGACUCUGUGGAGGACAGCCCCUCUACCUGGCAGUGCUACUUCCUGGCUGACGGGCACUUGGCCAGCAGAUUGCAGGUAGGAUCACCGGUGACCAUGAAGCUUCUUCAGCUGCCAUCACAUAUAGAGAAAGGUUUUGCGAAGAUUCCUCUGGUUUGGGAAGAAGACAUGCAGAUGUGCUCCAAGUUCUUGGACAGAAAGGAGGAGCUGAAGGCUGACCAUGCCUCAUACUUGAGACAGCAUCCAGAGAUCAGAGCCCUCAUAUCUGACUUCCUGCAGUUUUUGCUGCUGAGGAAACCAGAUGACAUCUUCCAGUUUGCCAGAGAUUACUUCAUCCCUUUUGCCUCCCGUCGUCCUCCAAAACCAAGCCUGGAAACCCCCUAACUCAGAAAGAAAAGCCAGGGGCUCACAUAAAAACAGCCUUUUUAUAGCUUUUAAAUCAAUGAUGAAUUUUAAAGUUGUCUGUCUUGCAAUUGUUUCCCUGAAUAGUAGUGUUGCUUUCUGAUAGUGCUUUAAAAAGGUUAAGCGAUGUGAAUAAAGUGACAUGGUUCAAAUAGUA
Molecule: messenger RNA, 2366 nt
Organism: Gymnodraco acuticeps
Lineage: Eukaryota; Metazoa; Chordata; Actinopteri; Perciformes; Bathydraconidae
Gene: catip
Product: ciliogenesis associated TTC17 interacting protein
Exons: 9
Coding region: 1136-2191 (351 amino acids)
Biological process (GO): actin filament polymerization; cilium organization
Source: RefSeq, a predicted model, not a curated record